Messenger RNA from Chaetomium strumarium, 2207 nucleotides. Its product is annotated as dihydroxy-acid/6-phosphogluconate dehydratase. The transcript is spliced from 2 exons. Gene Ontology annotation, cellular component: mitochondrion. Gene Ontology annotation, biological process: branched-chain amino acid biosynthetic process. The record is from RefSeq and is a predicted model, not a curated record. Gene Ontology annotation, molecular function: dihydroxy-acid dehydratase activity. Lineage: Eukaryota; Fungi; Ascomycota; Sordariomycetes; Sordariales; Chaetomiaceae. Bases 266 to 2068 code for a protein of 600 amino acids.
CGGGGACCCCUGUCUCUGUCCCUGUGAUCGUCCCUGUGACUUGGGAACAAAUCAUUUUUAAAAGCUCCGAUCUCGCCCAGAGGUCCGACUCAUCGGCCUUGAACUACAAUACAACUUUUUGUCCCUGGGCAUCAGUGGAUGACCAAUUGACUGGCCUUGUGGUUCCGGACCACAUCAGAAACCCUUCAGUCCUCGUUGCCAACCAAGGGACCUUCCUGUCCUGUUGCUUCGUUGCUCUCCCCGAUCUCUUGCCGGGCGAGUGAUCAUGCUGUCGCCCUGCCUCCUGCGCGCCGGCCCCCCCAGGGCGUUGGCGACCAGCCGGGCACUGCCACUGAGGAACCAACUCCGCCUCCUCUCCACCAGCCACCGCCGAUAUGCCGACGAGAAGCUCAACCGCGUGUCGUCCGCCAUCACACAACCCAAGUCGCAAGGCGCUUCGCAGGCUAUGCUCUACGCGACUGGCAUGACUGAAGAGGACAUGAACAAGGCCCAGGUUGGCAUCUCGUCCGUCUGGUACGAGGGUAACCCCUGCAACAUGCACCUCAUGGACCUCUCGGGCCUUGUCCGCGAAAGUGUCGCGAAGGCCGGCCUCAUUCCCAUGCGCUUCAACACCAUCGGCGUCUCGGACGGCAUCAGUAUGGGCACCACGGGCAUGCGCUACAGUUUGCAGAGCAGGGAGAUCAUCGCCGACAGCAUCGAAACGGUCAUGCAGGGUCAGUGGUACGACGCCAACAUUUCCCUGCCCGGGUGCGACAAGAACAUGCCGGGAGUCAUGAUCGCGAUGGGCCGCGUCAACAGGCCCAGCAUUAUGGUGUAUGGCGGCACCAUCAAGCCCGGAUGCAGCAUGAAGGGCGAGCCGCUCGAUAUUGUCAGCGCGUUCCAGGCCUACGGGCAGUACAUUUCCGGCCAGAUCACCGAGGAGCAGCGCUUCGACAUCAUCCGGCACGCCUGCCCCGGCGGCGGCGCUUGCGGCGGCAUGUACACUGCCAACACCAUGGCGUCUGCGAUCGAGACGCUCGGCAUGACGCUGACCGGCAGCAGCAGCUUCCCUGCCGAGGACCCGAAGAAGAAGGCCGAGUGUGAGAGCGUCGGUGAGGCCAUCAAGAACCUUCUGCGGGAGGACAUCCGGCCCAAGGAUAUCAUGACGCGGCAGGCGUUCGAGAACGCCAUGGUCGUCGUCAACAUCCUCGGCGGCAGCACCAACGCUGUGCUACACCUUAUCGCCAUCGCCGACUCUGUCGGUAUCAAGCUCACCAUCGACGAUUUCCAGGCCGUCUCCGACCGGACUCCGCUGCUGGCCGACCUGAAGCCCUCCGGCAAGUACGUCAUGGAGGACAUCUUCAAGAUCGGCGGCACCCCGGCCCUGCUCAAGUUCCUGCUCAAGGAGGGCCUCAUCGACGGGUCGGGCAUCACCGUCACCGGCAAGACCAUGAAGGAGAACGUGGCCGAUCUGCCCGGCUUCCCCGACGACCAGCCCAUCGUCCGCCCCGUCAGCAACCCGCUCAAGCCCACGGGCCACAUCCAGAUCCUGCGCGGCUCCCUCGCGCCCGGCGGCUCGGUCGGCAAGAUCACCGGCAAGGAGGGCCUGCGCUUUGAGGGCAAGGCCAAGGUGUACGACUACGAGGACGCAUUCAUCGAGGCGCUCGAGCGCGGCGAGAUCAAGAAGGGCGAGAAGACGGUCGUCGUGAUCCGGUACGAGGGUCCCAAGGGCGGCCCCGGCAUGCCCGAGAUGCUCAAGCCCAGCUCGGCCAUCAUGGGCGCCGGGCUCGGCCAGGACGUCGCCCUCAUCACCGACGGCCGCUUCUCGGGCGGCAGCCACGGCUUCCUGAUCGGCCACAUUGUGCCCGAGGCCAUGGAGGGCGGGCCGAUCGGUCUGGUCCGGGGCGGCGACACGAUUGUCAUUGACGCCGAGAAGCGCGUGCUCGACCUAGGGGUUUCGUCUGAGGAACUGGAGAAGAGGCGAAAAGAGUGGAAGGCGCCUGAGCCGAGGGCGAAGCGUGGUACGCUGAGGAAAUAUGCCGCGCUGGUUAGGGAUGCUAGCCAAGGGUGUGUGACGGAUAAGUUCUAAAAGCAGUUCAAUGUUGCUGUGGCCGACUUGAAGAAAAAAGGUCAUUUCAGGGAUUUUGAUGUACAUAUACACUUUUGCAUGUUUGGGCUCGGAAAAAGGGACUCGCAAUGCGAUCGCUUACUUGAGGGUCAAGGAAGUA